CUCCUGAUUUACAAAUUAAACACUGUAUAUACACACGUCCUGUAUGAUCCAUGCAUUUUAAGGUCACGAUAAAAUUUGUGGUACACUUUCUAACAGGAGGACCUCCAAGUAAGGGUUUUCUGCUAUUACUCGAGAUGAUGGACAUUAUUUGCACGGAAGACUAUUAGAAGUAACUUAGUAGCACAUGUUAGACAUGUGUGAAGCAAGGCAGCAGUGUCGAAGCUAUCAAGGAGAAUGGGCGGUUCGUAUCUCUUGUUCCUCCUCCAUAACGAGUUGAAUGAAUGGCGACUCACGCAUCUGAUCACGGUGAGAUGUGCAUGUACUCCUUACAACUAAAUCAACAAAGUCGCCGGAUAAGUGUACUUGACAUUUAACAAGCCAUCGUGAUGACAGCCUUGAAUGAUUACAUCAGCACAUUGGUUCAAACCUCAUGCCGGUAGCUAUGCUGAUAAACCGAAGCACGAGUUCAAGGUUCACCUCAGUGGAAGGAGGUCCACGCGGACGUCUUCCCUUUGCCGUCUACAGGGGUUUAUGAUUGGUGCCUAUGAGGAAGACCCUCCCACAGCUUGGCUAUUGUUAAGUUCCAGGUUCUGUGUGAGACGACCAACCUCAGACCACCAUUCACCAGCCAGCCCAACCACUGACAAGCAUUUUUAUCCUUCAACUUUGGUGUCUGGGAGGAGACCUAUAGGUGAGUGUCCACUAACACCGUCCUCAUCCACCCGGGCUGCGCCACCCACGGCCAACCCCACCUCCAUUCCCAGCCCCUCACCUCGCGGCAUCAUGGGGGACGUAGUCCAGAUGCACUUCUCCACGCCGGACUAUGUGAUCUUUGCCCUGCUGCUGGUGGCGUCCACGUGCAUCGGCCUGUUCUACGCCCUGUCCGGCGGGCGCCAGCGCACCACGCAGGAGUUCCUAUUGGCCGACCGUUCGAUGAGCUGCCUGCCCGUGUCGCUCUCGCUGCUCGCCACCUUCCAGUCGGCCGUGGCCAUCCUGGGAGUGCCCUCGGAGAUCUACACCUACGGAACGCAGUACUGGUUCCUGGGAGUCUCCUAUUUCCUGGGUCUGCUUAUCCCCGCCCACGUCUUCAUACCUGUCUUCUACAGGCUCCGCCUCACCAGCGCUUAUGAGUAUUUGGAGCUGCGCUUCAAUAAGACGGUUCGCAUCAUGGGCACCGUGACCUUUAUCUUUCAGAUGGUGAUCUAUAUGGGAGUGGUCCUCUAUGCACCAGCACUCGCACUCAAUGCAGUGACUGGAUUUGACCUCUGGGGGGCAGUGCUGGCCAUGGGACUGGUUUGCACCCUGUACACAACAUUAGGGGGGCUGAAGGCAGUCAUCUGGACAGACGUGUUCCAGACCAUUGUGAUGUUUGCUGGCCAACUCGCGGUCAUCAUAGUGGGGGCCCACCAGGCAGGAGGCAUGGGACAGGUGUGGAGGAAAGCCAUCAACGGUAGCCGCAUCGCAAGUCUGGACCUGAACCCUGACCCGACGGAGAGGCACACGUUCUGGACGCUGGGGGUGGGCGGGGUGUUCCUCAUGCUGGCGCUGUACGGGGUCAACCAGGCCCAGGUCCAGAGGUACCUCAGCUCCCGCACUGAGAGGGAGGCGGUCAGGUCGUGCUACGUGGUGUUUCCCUGCCAGCAGGUGGUGUUGUGUCUGGGCUGUCUGAUGGGCCUGGUGAUGUUUGCUCGCUACGGUGAGGAUAGCCCACUCGAUAAGGGUUACGUCAAAACCAACGACCAGAUGGUGCUGUACUUUGUGAUGGAUGUGUUCAGGGACCUGCCUGGCCUACCAGGGCUGUUUGUCGCCUGCCUGUUCAGCGGAGCUCUCAGUACCAUCUCAUCAGCGUUUAACUCCCUAGCGACGGUAACCAUGGAGGACCUAAUCAGGCCUUACUGCCCGGCCAUGACGGAGGCCAAAGCCACGCUGCUCUCAAAGGGCCUGGCGUUUGCCUACGGGCUGGUGUGUCUGGCCAUGGCCUACACGGCAUCUCACAUGGGCUCAGUGCUGCAGGCAGCAUUGAGUAUCUUUGGGAUGGUGGGUGGUCCUCUCCUCGGCCUCUUCUGUCUGGGAAUGUUCUUCCCCUGGGCCAACUCCACUGGUGCGAUAGUAGGAUUGGUGGCAGGCCUGGUUAUGGCGUUCUGGAUUGGCAUUGGUAAUUUUGUGUCCCGUAUGGCGGUGCCCACUACUCUGCCCCCCAUCAUCAACGGCACCGCUAUGCCCCUCCCCGGCAACAUGACCACCCUGAUUACCUUGAUCACCGCCAAACCAAAGCCUACGGGUGUGCAGGCUCUGUACAAUCUGUCCUAUUUGUGGUACAGUGCCCACAACUCUACCACUGUGGUGAUAGUGGGACUAAUAGUCAGCCUGUUGACCGGUCCUAUGAAGGAGAAGGACCUGAUCCCAGGGACGGUGUACCCUGUCCUGGGCAACCUGCUCUUCUUCCUGCCUGAAUACUACAGGGAGAUACUCUGCUGUGUCACCCCACUGCCACACAAGCCCAAAGCUAUCGACACGCAUCCUUACCAGAUGGCUCGGAAGGAGAGCAAUGGAGUGUCCCAUCCCAAAGAGCAGGAGAAGACUGAGGACACGGAGAGAGAGAAGGAUGAGGACGAGGAGACAGCAACCCCUCAGCCUUCCUGCCGACUGGCUCACACGUUGCAGGAGACGGCCUUGUAGACCCCCCUCCCCAACACACACACAGCCCCCAGCCAAGCCCCAGCACUUUCACAAGCCCCCCACUGCUCAGCUUUCUCUGCCCCAGGGGAGAAGAUCUACAUAGGACCGGAGGGCAACGGAGACCCAGGGUUCCUGGAUAUGACUUCCAUCAAGCACCACAGGGUCAAUGUGAAGGAACAGGGAGUUUCACCUCUGACCCUUACUUCCUGGAGAAACUGAUACACCACAAAUCUCUGGUGGUUAAGAGAGUCAGAGCCAGAGUCCUUUGCUAGAUUGAAGAAUAGUGCAAUUAAACGUGGUUAGUGGAUGGGGGUCCAGGGGUAUCUUGAAUCAUUGGUACCUCAUUAACGAUGGCACUGGUCAGUUGUCCUGAUCUGAAGUAACUGGAAAUCACUAGUUAUGAAACUGGAGUUUUGAGAAGAGCCAAAAUGUCUGAAUCGAGGUGGAUUACUGGAUGGAGAAAUACUAACGCAACACAAGUGGCAAUCAUGCUCAGAGCUGAGGAGAAGUCUCGUCAUUGUUGGACUGAACCAAAGCCUGGGCUGUGAUUGUGUCACUCUGUGAUUUUGUCCAAUUAUGAUUGAAGGAUUGUGGCCGUACACGCGCACAAUGAGUUGUUCCAAUGACUGUGAAAAUGGACCCAAGUCUUUCUGUUUAUCGAAGCGAAUCGGGUAGAGACCAGGCAGUGAAGAGCGAGGUACUUCAGAUUAGAGGUCGGCUGAUUAUGCUUUUUCAACGGCGAUACCGAUUAUUGGAGGACCCAAAAAAGCCGAUACCGAUUAAUCGGACGUUUUUUUGUGUGUGUGUGUAAUAAUGACAAUUACAACAAUACUGAAUGAACACUUAUUUUAACUUAAUAUAAUACAUCAAUAAAAUCAAUUUAGCCUCAAAUAAAUUAUGAAACAUGUUCAAUUUGGUUUAAAUAAUACAAAAACAAAG
Salmo salar (Atlantic salmon) is the source of this 3618-nucleotide messenger RNA. RefSeq names its product sodium-dependent multivitamin transporter. NCBI's taxonomy places the organism in Eukaryota, Metazoa, Chordata, Actinopteri, Salmoniformes, Salmonidae. Gene Ontology annotation, molecular function: symporter activity. Gene Ontology annotation, cellular component: membrane. The record is from RefSeq and is a predicted model, not a curated record. Gene Ontology annotation, biological process: sodium ion transport; transmembrane transport.